AGUUAUCACAUUCACCUGUUGUACAUUGAAACAGGAAAAAGAGCGGAUCAAUACUGACGGAGUUUGGGCGAAUCUAAAAAGCUGUUUUUGUUGUCUUUAACUUUAAAUUCCUCUUUUCCCUGCUCGCCCAGCGCUCAUGGACAAAUUAAAGAAGGUUCUCAGCGGCCAGGACGGCAACGACGACCUCAACGUGUUGCAGGCGGCGAGUGAAGCCACCACGCUGGGCUGGGGAACUCGCCUCAAAGCCUUCAUCGCCUGCUUUGCGCUGGGAGUCAUCUGUUCAGUACUGGGAACGUGUUUACUAUGGGUUCCUAGAAAUGGCCUCAUACUGUUUGCGGUUUUCUACACUUUUGGCAAUGUUGCCUCUCUUUUAAGCACAAUGUUCUUGAUGGGGCCCUUAAAGCAAGUGAAGAGGAUGUGUGACAAGACCAGAGCGCUGGCCACAGCCAUCAUGAUAACAUGCCUUGUGUUGACACUAUGCGCUGCAUUUUGGUGGAAAAACAAAGGUCUUGCCCUGGUCUUUUGCGUUCUCCAGUUUCUGGCUUUUACUUGGUAUGGCUUAUCGUAUAUCCCAUUUGCAAGGGAUGCGGUGAUUAAGGUGUUCUCCGUAUGUUUGAAGUGAGGUGUAGUGCUGCGGACCUCUCUCGCCCCCCUCCCUCUCUCCGUGCCUGCUCUGGCUUCAGCUCCGCUACCCCCUGAGUGCCCACUGGUAGCGCCCACUCGAGCUCCCACUCUAGCGCCUGGCACACACACACACCACAGGUGUGCUUUUCCUCUCCCCGAUGGCUGGACACUCUCCAGGAAUGUGUACAGAUGUAACCGCUUGCACUCACACAGCACAUACUCGCACAUACUCUCUCUAGAGGUCAGUGAAGGAAUGAAAUGUGAAGUAGUGAUGGCUGUAUGAAGAUUACAGUUAAGAUGUCACAGAUGACCAUUGCCACUGUGCACUUGAACAAAGUGGCCUUACCAUUUUAUAAUUUGCGUAUGUAAACAUACAAUACUGUGUGCAAGUCUUCGGCAUCCAAGAAAAUGGUCUAAAACUGUGUAACUUGGCUCUUGGCUUGCCUUUUGCUUGUAAAACACUAUAUAACAUCCGAAUAAGUACAAAUAAAUGUAAAUACAGUAAAUAUGACAUAAACUUAUUGUUUUAAUAAGUUAUUAUUAAUAUUUUAGUUUGUAGAACACAGAUUUGGUUCAUGACUUGUUGCUGCACUCCAGCCAUUGCAUGAAAUUGGAUAAAUAUCACUUGAUUUAAUUUAAAAUACCUAUAUUCUACAUAUUCUACUGGCUUUUUAUGUUUCCCCUGAGGUCCAGUUAUAGUGUUUGUGUGGUUCAGUGAACAAAAAACAGUCACAAUUCAUUUUUAUAUUCUUCAACUUCUCUUUGCCCCUUAGAAUUUGUUACUGUGCCUUUAAUACUGAUAUAUGUAAAUGAUCUCUGUUCUGAUUGGCUGUCCUGUAUUAUGCCUUGUUCACUGUAUUGUGCCUGGGCUUAAACAGUCCCUGUAAAUUCAGCAUGUAUGGGCAGGGCUAAACUACCAAAGGCUGAAUAGACAGUUAUGUAAAUGUGUUGAUUUUCUUGACAUCACAAAAUAUUCAAAACAGGCUAUUUUUGCAGUUUAGUUUCCAUAUAAAGACUUUGUAGACUGGGUAGUGAACGAUGUUGGUACUUUUACAACGUUUACAUACUACAUCACACUCUACUGUAAAA
Molecule: messenger RNA, 1713 nt
Organism: Colossoma macropomum (tambaqui)
Lineage: Eukaryota; Metazoa; Chordata; Actinopteri; Characiformes; Serrasalmidae
Gene: sft2d2b
Product: SFT2 domain containing 2b
Exons: 8
Coding region: 137-622 (161 amino acids)
Biological process (GO): vesicle-mediated transport
Cellular component (GO): membrane
Source: RefSeq, a predicted model, not a curated record